GCUCCCACGGAUGCAUGCGUGCGCUUCCUUGGUACUUUCCCGAGGCCGCUGUUGAAGAAGGCGAGGGAGAAGCACUACCAUGAGACGGUUCUUGCACGCUAUGCGCAUCUAUUGAAUGGAGUGACGCCCUUCUUCCACGGCAUCUCGCAGAGCUACAAGCUCACCUUCCCGACAACUGUCGCCGCGAAGACUUUCCAGCAGAGAUACAACGAAGACGGCGGCCAUGACUAUGUGGACCAUCGUACGCAGAAGACAUCAUCGAUUCGCUGCCGUGCCGACUUGCCAGUGGAUGUGAGGAUGAGGCAGAGAGCUUUCAAUGGCAUCUACGAGCCCUUCCUGAAUGAGUUGAAGAAGAGCCCCAAGUGGGGCCCGUCAUGCCGCCUGGGGGUGAACGGAUUCAAAGGAGUUCUAUUGGUGCGUGAUGAUGAGGACAUCUGGGAGAUCGUCGCAGCCAGGGACAAGUCGAAGUCGGAUGUGGAGUUCGUCCCAAUCCAUGAGGAGCUCGCCGAGCGGGGGAUCAGCGCUGAGACG
This is a messenger RNA of Prorocentrum cordatum, 531 nucleotides long. The record is from the annotation of a GenBank genome assembly. NCBI's taxonomy places the organism in Eukaryota, Dinophyceae, Prorocentrales, Prorocentraceae.